This is a messenger RNA of Acipenser ruthenus (sterlet), 1640 nucleotides long. Its product is annotated as hypocretin neuropeptide precursor-like. Bases 302 to 772 code for a protein of 156 amino acids. The record is from RefSeq and is a predicted model, not a curated record. Gene Ontology annotation, biological process: neuropeptide signaling pathway; feeding behavior. Lineage: Eukaryota; Metazoa; Chordata; Actinopteri; Acipenseriformes; Acipenseridae. The transcript has 2 exons.
AACCGCUUUUCUGUAUGACUGCGAUUAUGAACUUUGCACACGCGUAAUGUUCGUCUCAGCAAAGCAGCCGAUCUACAGCACGCGAUGCGUAAAGCUUAAAGUGUUGCUGCUCGCAACCCCUCCGCCAAUGAUGACAGAUAUGACGCAGUUUCUGAGCUCCGUUUUAUGAAUGGGCGGAAAUAUGCGCCCUCUCGAGCUAUUAAAUGAAGUUGUCCGUUCGUGAAAGAAAGUUUGGUCAAUCGACACCGGAGCCUGCUCGGAGACUGAACAGCGGCGUGCCAGGGUACCUAAUAGCAAAAAAAUGAGUGUUGUCUUCUGGAACCCGGAGCUACUGAAAGCAAGGACGAGGCCUCUGUCCAGGCUGCUCCUGGUAUGUGCCCUCCUCUCCCUGUCCCUCGCCCUGCCUCGCACCCACGCCUUCCCCAGCUGCUGCCGUCUCCGCCGCUGCCACUGCCGUCUGCUGGAGCUGCUGUACGGGCCGGGGAACCACGCCGUCGGCAUCCUCACCAUGGGCAAGCGCAGCUCCAGCUUGGGGCAGCAGGGGGCACUCCGGAGCUCAGGGAGAGAGGCCCAGACUGUGGAGACUGAACCCCAGAGGACAGCGGGACACAGCAGAGGGCCCCUGCCUCGUAUCGGGACUCUCGUGACCCGGCGAGGGUUCUGUGACAUGCUGCUCCGCCAGCACCUGCAGUGGUGUCUCUGGGGGUCCCAAAGGGGGGAGUGUGAGACCGUCCUCAUCAGGCUGUGUGUUGCAGUCAGUAGGGGGGUGUAGGGGGUGGGAUUUCAAUUUCAUUCACAAUAACUCCCACUGUCCACCAGAUCCAUGCAAAUUGUCAGAUUGUUUUUCCUUAUGGCAAUUAAUGUAGAGAAUUACAAAAAUAUACAUAUAGACUCUGAAUUCUUACCCCCUUGUGCAUGAAUUCAGAGGCUGACCGGCAGAAUGCAACACCUGUGACAGCUCUGGUCUUAGUGAUGCUUCAAUGAUGUAUCUGCGCAGAGAGGCAGUGUGGAGCAGCAUUAUAUUGAUGAUGAGUUCUAAUCUCCACAAAUCUCUCUCUGCCUCCCUGCGCUCUCAUUGAACCAUCACAGAGCAGAGGAGCCAUCCACACGGGCUCUUGAGCAGGGAGAUGCACUUGUAUCAGUCUUUAAAUGAUGCAUAAAUAAAUAAACACAUGUAUUGUUCAACUUUUAAUCCUCGCAUUUCAUUAAAAUGUGUAACACAAUUGUUCUUUGUUUUGACUGUUUUUUUUUUAUCUCUUUCCGUGUCAUACAAAGUAGCCCACCUUCACAAACCGACUCUGAUUUUGAAAUUAUAAAGUCCUGUUUGUUGAAGUGCUUGUCCUGGUACUGUAUUGUUUGUAUGUGGGUCCCCUUGUCUUGGGCUCCCUAACACUUUCUUUAACUGAGGUCUUCUUUCCUCUCCAUGAUGACAAGGUAUCUUCACAUCACGCACAGGUCCAGGCCUCUGACUGUACAUGUGAAGCUCACAUUAAAAUGUGUUCUGUACUUGCCCUGUAGUCGUGAAGUCUUUGCAGAUCAAUAUCAGGCUGUUCAGGGUGUCUCCCAAUCAGUCACUCGCCUAUUGCAUGUACAUCUCACAUUUAGAAGGGAGUCUUAUUGAUUCAAUUGCAGUGAUGGAG